Molecule: messenger RNA, 2863 nt
Organism: Larimichthys crocea (large yellow croaker)
Lineage: Eukaryota; Metazoa; Chordata; Actinopteri; Sciaenidae
Gene: slc25a29l
Product: solute carrier family 25 member 29-like
Exons: 4
Coding region: 389-1315 (308 amino acids)
Biological process (GO): mitochondrial L-ornithine transmembrane transport
Cellular component (GO): mitochondrion
Molecular function (GO): high-affinity L-arginine transmembrane transporter activity
Source: RefSeq, a predicted model, not a curated record
UGUUCACCUCCAAGUAAUCCGAUUGGGUUGCGUCAAAAAAGGGCAAACACGCUUCUUCUUCUUCUCUCUCUACUUUGAACACCCGCCUCUUCAGUUCACGGUUACAGAAAUAGAAAAAGCUUUGGCUGUAGGAGAGCCUCCUUUAAUAGUGAGAAGUGAGGACACAUCAGCAAGGGGGAGAAAAAACAAAAACAAAACAACAACAACUAAGUUCCGAGUCCGUGUGAUUGUCUUUAAUCGGAAGAAAUCAAUCUGGAACCUGCUUGGUGUUCAAGGGGUGGGGGGGGCUUUGUAAAUAACCAAAUUUAGACAGAACAAAGUACCAACCCUCCUGAAAGGCUUUGUGUGUUUAACACGCUUUGACACAAACGAUAGAUUUGUGAGGGGGAUGGCAUUGGACUUCGCUGCGGGCUGUAUAGGAGGUGCUGCUGGUGUUUUGGUGGGACAUCCAUUUGACACUGUGAAGGUGAGGCUGCAAGUUCAAAAUGUGGACAAACCUCUGUACCGUGGGACAUAUCACUGCUUCCAGUCAAUCAUACGCCAGGAGUCGGUUCUCGGCCUGUACAAAGGCAUCGGCUCGCCAAUGAUGGGCCUGACCUUCAUCAAUGCCAUAGUUUUUGGCGUCCAGGGCAACGCCAUGCGCAAGCUUGGCUGCGACACGCCUCUUAACCAGUUCCUGGCUGGAGCUUCUGCUGGAGCCAUCCAGUGUGUCAUUUGCUGCCCAAUGGAGUUAGCCAAGACACGCAUGCAGAUGCAAGGAACCGGAGAGAAGAAGUCUAAGAGGAAGAUGUACAAGAACUCCCUGGACUGUCUGGUGAGAAUCUACAAUAGAGAGGGAAUCAAAGGUAUCAACCGCGGCAUGGUGACCACCCUGCUGCGCGAGACGCCUGGUUUCGGUGUGUACUUUCUCACUUAUGACAUGUUGACACGCUCCCUGGGCUGCGAGCCAGAAGACCCUUACAUGAUCCCCAAGCUGUUGUUUGCUGGGGGAAUGUCUGGUAUCGCGUCCUGGCUCUCCACCUAUCCCGUGGAUGUGAUCAAGUCGCGUCUUCAGGCGGACGGGGUCGGCGGGGUGAACCAGUACAGUGGCAUCAUGGAUUGUGUCAGACAGAGCGUGAAGAAGGAAGGGUGGAGGGUGUUCUCACGUGGACUCACGUCCACCUUGCUCCGCGCGUUUCCGGUGAAUGCUACGACAUUCGCCACCGUGACUCUGUUUUUGUUGUACAUGCGCGAGGGAGAAGAGUGUAGCAUUCAGGACUCGGAGCCGCAGUCCGUCCAGCUGCAGCCUCUGCAGACGCAGACGACCAGCAUGUAAAGCCGCUGUGCAGCUACUACAGUCAUCAGCAAAUCCUACUGAUCCUAGAUGAGCAUCAGGAGCUUCAGCAAAGUGACCACAUGUAGUAUUUAAAUAAUAUAUAUUUUAAGAUAAAAAAGCUGCAUUUGUAAAUAUGGUCUGUUUUUAAACAUCCUUGGUUUUGUACACACUCUCUUUUAAUUUAGGAAACUUGACGGUUACAUACGUUACUGUACGGUGACGGUUACAGACGUUCCUAAAAUGUGGAGUCAAAAAGAAAAGAAAUGCUUCAGGUCAUAAUGGAAUAUGUUUGGACUUCAUCUUAACAACUGGUCUUAGACAUGCCUAAAGUACUCAGUAAUAGUGACUGUUACCAAAGAAAGUCUACAAAGUCUGGCAUAUUUGUGAACAUUAAUGCAUCUGUACUGUUGCUUUUUCAAACUUCCAUCAGUGAGAUAAUUGUGAUUUUAAAGAUUUAAUUUAUUCAUUUUGAAGCGUUUGACCAGUCCAUCAUAUUCUCUCCUCAUGGUGUCCAAAUGAAGUCAUCCCGUUACCGUUAACUCCAUACAGAGUGAACAUAGCACUUCAUAAUCUUAUCAAAAUGGUUACAAAUACAAUGAAUGCCUUGUACGUGUAAUUGUGUAGAUAUUGUUGUAUUCCUCUGAGGUCAAAGUUGUCGACACUGUCAAGUUUUAGUCAAGUGUGAGGUUACAACUAUCUUUUUAUUGCAUUUUCUUUUUUUGGGGGGGGUCUACUUUAAUAAUCUGCCUUUUUACGCCGAUGGUCAUAAUGAAAUUACAGAUGUUGGCUUGAUUGUAGUAUAACAAAAUGGUUUAGACACAAAAUCAUGUGUAAUAAUUUCUCUAAGAUGUUUAAUUAUAAUCACACAAUCGAUGUCUAAAACCAAAUCAGAUGCAGUCAUCAAUCUUUUUCGCGUUGGACAUUGUAACAGUGUCCAGUGCAAGCACCUUAUGCUACAAUUUUAAGCACAUGUACGAAUAAAAAAAUAUUUUUCACUUCGAUUUUAAUUUCUUCCGUUUCCCAUUAACUGCUAAGACAGUCGGUCUAAGUCAGAGAGAACAGCUCUGACCUCUGUAUUUUAUCCAGUUAACAGCUGAUUAAAUUAAAUGUUUUACAUUUUGUAGGUUUAAAAUGGAUGAAAUUUUACUUUUUUCAAAUCUACAUGUUACCUUUCUUAUAAAUCAGUGGCCGAUUUUGAAGACUACAGUGUCAAAAACUGCUUUGGGGUAGUCCAAAAACAAUGUACAUACUGUGAAUGUGGUGGAUUUUGUUCUUGUGUCAUCCUUUUUAAAUGUAAAGAUCUCUCUCGGCUUUAGAUUUCUUUAAUUACAAUUUUUCUGUUUUGAGAGUUCUCUACUUUGUGAUGUACAUUUGUGUAGGUUUGUUUGACUGUACCGCUGGGUGAUGCAUGAUUGGGCUGUUUUUACUGUUUAACGUUGCCUUUGUGUUACUUGUGUACAAUAUCUUGCACCAAAGCAGCAUGCACACUGUGUAUUUUUUUUUUUCUUUUUUUUGAGAGAAUGAUGAAAUAAAAGCCACAUUUUUUUU